Messenger RNA from Trifolium pratense (red clover), 565 nucleotides. Its product is annotated as cytochrome c oxidase subunit 5C-2. The record is from RefSeq and is a predicted model, not a curated record. Lineage: Eukaryota; Viridiplantae; Streptophyta; Magnoliopsida; Fabales; Fabaceae. The transcript is spliced from 2 exons. The coding region runs from base 180 to 374 and encodes 64 amino acids.
CAAACGAUAGUUAGGCCCACGAGAACCUUUGGCCUGUAUUUUCUAGACUAGAUGAUGAUGGAUGGCUGCUGGCUGCUCUCGUGGCUGUUUGUCUGAUUUUCCAAACUCCGACUUCAUUUUCGCCUGUGCCUCUCUCUCUCUCUCUCUCUGUAAUCAAAACUUUGAAGACAAAGAAGAAAAUGUCUGGUCCUAGGAUUGCUCAUGCUACCUUGAAGGGUCCAAGUGUUGUAAAAGAGAUUGUAAUUGCAAUAACACUCGGUUUAGCUGCUGGUGGUGUCUGGAAGAUGCAUCACUGGAAUGAACAGAGAAAAACCAGGACCUUUUACGAUUUACUGGAAAAGGGUGAGAUUAGUGUUAUUGCAGAGGAAGAGUAAAAAUGGUUUUGCUGUGUGCCUAUGCUUUCCAUAUAUAGGCUCUUUUGUUUGUUGCUAUAUUCAAUUGGCUCUUUAAGUGUAAAUGAGCCGAGCUACUUACACAUUGAAAAGAAUAAGUACUUGCUCUGAUUUUGGAUUAUGUUGGCAUGUAGAAAUUUCAUGAUGCAAUGCUAUAUUUCGUUUUUGUGUUA